Messenger RNA from Symbiodinium sp. CCMP2456, 243 nucleotides. Lineage: Eukaryota; Dinophyceae; Suessiales; Symbiodiniaceae. The record is from the annotation of a GenBank genome assembly.
AUGCCACCAGCUCCGACACAAGGUCCACCACUGGCGAUGCAGGGACAGUACAUGCCGAACGUUUCCCGUCCUCAGAUGACGAGUGUGGCCAACCCGCCAGUGGUUGCAGGAAACAUCCAGUAUGGUCCGUCGUACAAGAUGCAGUAUCAGCGAAGAUCGACGGCUGACAAGUCAGCAGUGAAGUACACAGGAUUUCUCCCGCUCGAAGGCGUCUACGAGGAAGACACAUGCCGUAUUGGAUGA